AUGUGUGGAGGCCCCAGGUCGCGUGUUGCCGGGCUCAAAACCACGAUGUAUGCGGCGGUAUUGGCUUUGGAUGAAGAAUGGAGCUCCACAUACACUGUCCCGAACCUUGGCAAGUUGGAGGUUCAGGUUGCAGCGCUAGCACCUGAUUACAUCGAGCUCUACGAACCUCCACACACUCCCCUCCUCUUGAAAUAUAUCGCGCAAAGGCUCUCUGGUCGUCGAGUCGGAGUACCGCGGCUAACGUCUCUACCUCCACCCAGGAUCGUCACUCCAUCCCACAGCAGACACCUGCCAUAG
Laccaria bicolor S238N-H82 is the source of this 297-nucleotide messenger RNA. RefSeq lists its product as uncharacterized. The transcript has a single exon. NCBI's taxonomy places the organism in Eukaryota, Fungi, Basidiomycota, Agaricomycetes, Agaricales, Hydnangiaceae. The coding region runs from base 1 to 297 and encodes 98 amino acids. The record is from RefSeq and is a predicted model, not a curated record.